GUCUGAUGGCCAAUUUAAAAAGACGGCCAGCAAUGCCAAGUUGGUAGUAGUGGGGAAUGGUAAUGGUGUUGGUGGGUAUGGCGAAGGAAAAGACGAAGAAGCGGUUAUGACGAUCAAGAAGGCAACAAAUAAAGCGUUUAGAUUGUUAAAGUAUUUCGAGAGAUAUAAUGACAGGACUGUUUACCAUGACAUUGAGUACAAGUUUGGAGGAACUAGGCUUAAAUUAUUUGCUCGACCACCUGGUACGUGGGUCAUGGAUAGUGGAAGUGAAUGGACAUGA
Messenger RNA from Paraglomus occultum, 280 nucleotides. The record is from the annotation of a GenBank genome assembly. NCBI's taxonomy places the organism in Eukaryota, Fungi, Glomeromycota, Glomeromycetes, Paraglomerales, Paraglomeraceae.